AUGUUAGAGGACCUGAGUCAGGGAGCAGGGGCCAACCAUGAGAAGGAGAUGGCCGCUAUAGCCCCCAUCUCUGGGGAGAACAGCAAACCUGAGGAGCCCAAGGGACUGCAGAAGCAGAUCUGUGACCUCGCGGCAGAGGUUUCAAGACAGGCGUCUUGGUGGUGUGUGGCUCACAGAGACCUCCAAAGCCAGAUCGACGCUCUAAUGAAGGAGAACCAGGAGCUCCGUGAGGAACUGAAGGCCCUGAAGCAGCAGAGCGCUGGGGCCGUAAAAUCUUCUGUAGCCUCGUCGCCCGCAACAAGAGCAACCGAUACUCUGCCUGUGUACAUAAGAAUAGAGGGAAUCGAUUCAGAGAAAACAACAUCAUGGGACGACAGAGACGAUGUCCCUUCUGGAAGUCUUCAAAACGGAAGCACAAUGGCCACUGGAGGAACAGAUUCCUUAGACGACAGACUAUCUUUUCUGUCUUUUGAUGAAAAGGUUAUGCACCUGUCUUCCAAGUUUGUGCAAAGGCACCUUGGCAGGAUCUCACCAGAGCCACCAUCGGACACCACAGGUCUGGACACAGAGUCAGUGGCUGAUAUAUGGUCCUCCAACCCAGAGAGUUCUGAAGGUGAGCUUCUCAUGCAGGCUCAAGCAAGCAGGCUCCUCCCUACCUUUUCCCAGAAUGCACUGUGGCUGCAGAAUCUCAUGGCAAGAUCAGGGCCAUCUAAAGAAGUACCACGCUCCAUGAACACCAAGAAGGAUAAGGAGACACAGGAAAAGAGACAUCCGAAUGGCAAGGUCGAGCAGGUUCUCAGCGAUGGGCGAACCAUCAUCACCUUCCCCAACGGAACCAGGAAGGAGAUCAGUGCCGACAAGAAGACGACCCUCAUCAAGUUCUUUAAUGGUGACGUGAAGAAGGUCAAGCCCGACCAGAGAGUGAUUUAUUACUAUGCGGAUGCUCAGACGACACACACAACCUACCCGGAUGGUGUUGAAGUUGUGCGGUUUCCGAACAAGUGGACUGAAAAAUUCUACCCGGAUGGCUCCAAGGAAACGGUGUUUCCUGAUGGGACCGUGAAGCAGCUUAAGGACGGCUGUGAGGAGACUGUGUUCCCUGACGGGACGUGUGUGACUGUGAAAAGGAAUGGAGACAAAGUCAUCAUGUUCAGCAAUGGACAGAAAGAAAUCCACACGGCCAGGUUCAAGCGGAGGGAAUUCCCAGACGGCACAACCAAGACUGUGUACUGCAAUGGCUGCCAGGAGACCAAGUAUGCCUCCGGGAGGGUCAGGGUCAAAGACGAGACGGGAGCUGUCAUCCUGGACUGGAAGUAG
This is a messenger RNA of Arvicola amphibius (Eurasian water vole), 1317 nucleotides long. Its product is annotated as centromere protein J-like. Gene Ontology annotation, biological process: cilium assembly; centriole elongation. Gene Ontology annotation, cellular component: nucleus; centrosome; centriole. Gene Ontology annotation, molecular function: tubulin binding. NCBI's taxonomy places the organism in Eukaryota, Metazoa, Chordata, Mammalia, Rodentia, Cricetidae. The transcript has 10 exons. Bases 1 to 1317 code for a protein of 438 amino acids. The record is from RefSeq and is a predicted model, not a curated record.